Messenger RNA from Saprolegnia parasitica CBS 223.65, 670 nucleotides. RefSeq lists its product as hypothetical. Gene Ontology annotation, biological process: superoxide metabolic process. The record is from RefSeq and is a predicted model, not a curated record. Lineage: Eukaryota; Oomycota; Saprolegniomycetes; Saprolegniales; Saprolegniaceae. Gene Ontology annotation, molecular function: metal ion binding. The transcript has a single exon. Bases 20 to 631 code for a protein of 203 amino acids.
AAUCCGCCCACGACGCCCCAUGCACUUUGCUUGCUUCGCUCUGGUUCUUGCCGCAACGGCCUCGGCUGCGACCGUCUACACGUUCGACCCCGCGACGUCGGGCGGCGUCAAAGGCUCCAUCACGGUGACGCAGCUAGCGCAAGGCGCGAGUAUCGCUGCCAACCUCGACGUCUCCAAAGCCAACUGGGCCGCGCUCACCAAGGUUGACGGCAACUGCACUGGCGCGAUCCCGACCUUCAAGUGGCACAUCCACACCAAGUGGACCAACAAGGCGACGUCGGGUUUCCUUGGCGACUGCGGUCUCGCGCCCACAGGCAACCACUACGACCCCGACUACGCCUGCGGCCCCAACUCCGAGUUUGCUACCGACCCCAAGUGCACGCCGCUCAUUCCCAAGUACAAGUGCACGCCUGAGACGUAUGCAGCUGACAAGCGCGCGUGCGAGCGCGGCGAUCUCUCGGGCAAGGUCGGCGCCUUCAAGGUAGUUGACGGAAAGAUCAAGCAGACGUUUGUCGAUGCGCACUACCCGAAGGCGUCUGAGGAGAAGCCGGAGUGGAACCUCAUGCUGCAUGCAGUCUGCGGCGCCAACACGCCCCGCUUCAUCUGCGCCACCGGCCACGAGGCGUGCUAAUGCAUCCGUAGCUUUGUCGUUCGAGUAAUCCAACCUUCC